AUGAAUGAGACACAACAAGAGGAGAUGCAAGUUGCCUGCAAGAAGGCAAUCAACCUUUUUCUCAUGAAGGGGGAACAGAUCAACUCCACUAUGCAACGGAUGAUCCGUGAGGUCCCAGAACUAGCUCCUGAAGCUGGAACUACCUCUCGUUCCCUCAGCCAGCACAUUCUUGAGCGGUAUUGGACAAAACGCGACUUUGCAAAGGUCGAUGGUCCAUUUCAAAUUGAAGGCGUCGGCUAUAGUAAGAAUUACAAAGGGAGAGUGAAAACAGGGGACUCGGAGGAGGGACACAUUGAUUGUGGAUGCAGUGAGGAUUUGGCGCUGUUCGAGCUGUUCUGGUGGAAGACGUGGUCAAUCGGAUCAUCACACCAAAACCUCAUGACGUUCCGUGAGAAUUUGAAAACCGACACAAUCCCCCCUCGCCUUCGUGCAUUUUUUGCUGCAGCAUAUCAGGAGGUUAGCUUGCUGACCCUUGACGACUUGUUUGCCAUUCAGUGGGGUGAAGAAGGUUACGAGAAUCGCCUACAUACGCUGCAGGUUAUGCGGAAGGUAACAAUGCUCCGGUCUCAGGGUGUUGAGAUACCAGGCUUUCAGUUGACCUCAGAGAGUUCAGGUAUAUCUGGGUAG
Molecule: messenger RNA, 627 nt
Organism: Laccaria bicolor S238N-H82
Lineage: Eukaryota; Fungi; Basidiomycota; Agaricomycetes; Agaricales; Hydnangiaceae
Exons: 3
Coding region: 1-627 (208 amino acids)
Source: RefSeq, a predicted model, not a curated record